CAUAAUUUCAUUAAUGAUUAACUACACCAAUCCUUCCACUUCGUCUCAGCGAACAAACUGACUGCUAUAUCUAGCAGAUAUUUGAUAAUAUCCUUCCUCUCUCACCAAAAUCUGUCUCUGUCACCACAUGAUAGGUCGGCACGUGCCAUUGACCAUCGAGUCUUAAUUGGAGAAUAAUCUCGUUGAAGAAUACAAAUGGCAGAAUUGAAGGUAGAGGACGCAAGGAGGGGUUAUAAUGAAAAUCAAAUGCAAUACUUACGAACGGAUUAGAUUGUGCCUCAUAUUCAGACCAAGCACGUUCUUCAAUCAGCUCGUUCAUUCCACGUUCUCUUCCGUACCAACCAACCACAUCACUGGGCCCCCUAUUUGCAAGCGUUAUCGAUCUUUAUCGGCUUUCGGACAUCAUCCAAUUCGGUUACCUGGGCCAGAAAUGUCGACUUCUAUUAGGUAGGCUAUCAGCAAAAAGAAGCUAGCCGCUUUAUAGCUCUUUGUCGGAAGAAAGUCUAUCUUAGCAAACGUGCUCUUGAUUAAGAGUAUAUAAGGAUUAAAGAUGAUAAAGUUGGAGCUUUUCGUCAAAACAUUGAGGACUGCACGAUAGAAUGCCGAAACUCGCUGUCUUGGCUGCUCUUCUGGGCGUUGUUAGGUUUACCACUGCCGAUCAGAUCACACUGGGUCCGACGGCAUACACAGCUCCAGGUGCCUUCCCAACAAGCUUCUUUUCGGAAUAUUACAAUGACCCUACCCAGACAGUGUCCCAAGUGCAGCCCAAGAUUUCGGACAGCGUUCUCAACAAAACCUAUCCGCUCGAGCUUACAGAUCCGGACACUAUUUCUACGAACGACACUGCAGACCCUUUGUACUAUCCACCUACCAGACUGCACGGUUCUGCCGCCACCAACUUAUACCAGAAUGUAACUGAUCAAAUCAAAAACAUUGUCACUGGGGACACUCCAUCAAACUGUUCCAAGUGUAUCAAUGCUCUCACUGCUGCGAGCACUCUUGCCAAAAGAGCCCCAGAGCUCGUCCCAGAUCUUUUGGUGUCGUUAUGUAACUACUAUGGCUUCGCCUCCGAGGCAGGGUGUAAUGUAUAUACCGCAAAUGCUCAAGGCCCCUACUACGCUCAAGUUCUUGCGUACGCCGACGUGUCAGGUUACGAUGGUCAGUAUUUGUGUCAAAACUUCAUCACCAAAAGCCAAUGUGCGAGACCCCCUCUCCCGACUUUCAAUGCGAGUGAUUUCUGGACCAAGCCAAAGCCGACCAACGCGAAACCCCCUGUUCCCAAAGGGACGGAUCGAAUCAAGGUCUUGCAUAUGUCGGACUUCCAUAUUGAUCCUCGAUAUGCUACGGGAUCUGAGGGUAACUGUACUUCCGGCCUUUGCUGCCGUCGUGGCAACCCGGUAGAAUCCCUCAACUCCAACUAUACUGUCUCCGUCCCUGCGCCUCGGUUCGGUUACUUCCUAUGCGAUACACCUUGGGCUCUCGGUGCAGCUGCAGUGGAAGCGAUCCCGGUGUUGACUGGAACAGAUGAAGAUGAUGCAUUCAAUAUGACAAUCUUCACUGGAGACAUGGUGUCUCAUGACCCUUAUUACGAGUUGAGUAGAGAUUACAUCGAGUAUACGGAGACGGCUCUGUACGACCUUUGGAAACAGACUCUCAACCCCACCUCUCCUUUGUACGCCGCUAUCGGUAACCAUGACUCCUAUCAACAGGCAUUCGAUGCGCCUUCUUCCCUUCCCGGAAAACUUAGGAAGCAAUCGAGUUGGAACUAUGAGCAUCUUGCCGGAUUGUGGGAAAGUGAGGGAUGGAUUGAUGGGGAAGUUGCUCAAAAGGUUAAGACCCAUUAUGGUGCUUACUCCAUUCAACAUGCGACAAAUCUCAAGAUCAUCACCAUCAAUACCGAUCUCUGGUACCGCGCCAACAUAUUUGCUUACAUCAACUCUACUCAUCCUGAUAACUUUGGCUUCCUCAAGUUUUUAGCCGAAGAACUGCAAGAAGCCGAAGAUUGCAACUCUCGGGCGUACAUUGUCGGACACGUCCUUAGUGGGUAUGAUGGUACAAACCCUCUUCCCGGGCCUACCGACAUUUUCUAUCAAAUCAUUGACAGGUACUCACAUGUGAUUGCUGGUCUCUUCUGGGGACAUACACAUGAGGAUCAACAUAUGAUUUACUACGCGAACAAUGGAACGAAGAUGUCUGCUGAAACAGCGCAGAACGUUGGAUGGAUCGGACCUUCCAUCACCCCUCUAACAGACCUCAAUUCGGGCUUCCGUCUAUAUGAAGUUGAUGCUGAGACCUGGGACAUCCUUGAUGCUCAUACCUGGUAUUCAAACGUCUCAACAUACUCCUCUCUCGAUGGUCAGCUCGAAGUCGGACCCUCCUAUGUUUACGAAUACAACACGCGUCAAGCCUACGGGGGCAAUAUAUCCUGGCCUGACAAUGCCCCUCUCAACGCUACCUGGUGGCACCUCGUUUCUCAGGAUAUGGAGAAUGAUGGUGGGGCGCUUGUAGAACUGUAUAAUGCUCAUCAAGGAAAAAUGUCUACGUUGAGUCCGAACUGUACGAGUGCAGAGUGUAUCGAGGCCAAGGUCUGUUAUUUGAGGAGCGGAUCGGGAACUCUUGCCCUCGAUAACUGCAAGACUGGCUACGGAAGCGUUCAAUAAUAGGGGAGGAGUGUGAAUUCGAAAGUGUAUCAUGGAUAAGCAAGGGUAUAAUAGACAAUCAAGGGAUUAAUGGUUAUAGCCAUCGGCAUCGUCGUUAUAAUAAACUGCAAGUAGAUUUAGAUUAGAUUUAAAUUUAGAGGGAUAAAAAAGGACAAAAGGGCAAAAGGGAAUGCAGCCCGUAAUAAGGUGUAAUCACCUGUAACUUAACGUCAUUCGCAUAACAAAGCAAUAACAGGCCCG
Cryptococcus deneoformans JEC21 is the source of this 2900-nucleotide messenger RNA. RefSeq lists its product as hypothetical. The record is from RefSeq and is a predicted model, not a curated record. NCBI's taxonomy places the organism in Eukaryota, Fungi, Basidiomycota, Tremellomycetes, Tremellales, Cryptococcaceae. The transcript is spliced from 13 exons. Gene Ontology annotation, molecular function: hydrolase activity. The coding region runs from base 600 to 2660 and encodes 686 amino acids.